Molecule: messenger RNA, 1886 nt
Organism: Gigantopelta aegis
Lineage: Eukaryota; Metazoa; Mollusca; Gastropoda; Neomphalida; Peltospiridae
Product: zinc finger protein 155-like
Exons: 3
Coding region: 300-887 (195 amino acids)
Source: RefSeq, a predicted model, not a curated record
ACCAGAUUUUGUUUGGAAACGGCAGUUGUGAAAACAACCCUAAAUAUUAUGUUCCGUUGAUAAUAAUUGUGUUUUGAUAAAAGGUAAAUGUAAGUUGUUGAUCAGUUAUCAGUAUGAGACUUUUUCGAUGUAAAUAUUUGUAACAGUACCCCAAUACAAACGGUUUAUUUUUUUUAGUCACAAGCCGCAAUCAAACUCAAAGUGGAUCGACCGAGCGUUUCCAGGAUAAUAGUAGGCAAACAACUACUGCAGUCUAUGGGUUGUCCGGAGGGACGUACUCAUAAUAAAUUCACUGGAUAAUGGCAGAAACAGGCAACAACACAUUGACAGAAAACCCAAUAGUUCUGAUUAAAACUGAAGACAUUGAGAGACUGGAAAACCCUACUGUUCUGAUCAAAACAGAAGGCAUUGAGAGACUGGAAAAACCGACUGUUCUGAUUAAAACGGAACACACCGACGGCUCGGAAGACAAAGCGUCACAGACCCCGAUUCUUGACAAACUGUUCCACUGUUGUGAGUGUGGACUCGACGUGAGCACAAAGAGAGAGCUGAUGACACAUUUCCGGCAGCACCCAGGGCUGCGUACGUGCCGGUGUAACGUGUGUCAGAAGGAAUACAACACAUGCGCCAAGCUUCAUCUUCACAUCAACUCUCACCUGGGAAGGAAGGACUACACGUGUGAUAUCUGUGGGAAAAACUUUGCGAGAAAAUCAGGUUUGAGACGCCAUUUUGCCAAAGCUCAUGCUUCUAACAAACCACACACUUUCGUAGUCGGAGGAACCUCGAAUCCAGCCGAACUUGAGAAACAUCUUAUAGUAAGUGCCACAGAUCCUGAAGUGGAAAUAUACGAACAGUAUGAAAUUUCUCUGGAUUCAAUUAUACAGUGACUUAAAAAAAAAAGAAGAGAAAUGUUCUUCUAAACCUAUUGGUGAUACCACCAUGCGUAUUUAUGAUAUCACACAGCAAUAACACACAAGUGUGAUCAAUUUAAAGAUUGGCUGCUCACCUAGGUGAUGACCCGAUUGCCACAGCUAUAUGAUUAAGUGAAAUAAGCACAACUGAAAUUGGAUCUACACCCAUUGGUGAGAAUACCAUGCAUAUUUAUGAUUUGACACAGCAAUAACGCACAUGUGUGAUCAAUUUAAGGAUAUACAUAUAUGAUUGACUGCUCCUAAGUGAUGACCCGGUUGCCACAGCCAUACAAUCCAGUGAAAUAAGCACAAUCGAAAUUGGAUCUACUCCCAUUGGUGAGAACACCAUGCAUAUUUAUGAUAUCACACAGGAAUAACACACAUGUGUGAUCAAUUUAAGGAGAUAAAUAUACAUGUAUGACUGACUGCUCCUAGGUGAUGACUCAGUUGCCACAGCCAUACAAUCCUGUGAAAUAAGCACAGUCGAAAUUGGAUCUACACCCAUUGGUGAGAAUACCAUGCAUAUUUAUGAUAUCACACGGCAAUAACACACAAGUGUGUUCAAUUUAAAGAUAUAUGAUUGGUUGCUCCUAGGUGAUGACCCAGUUCCCACAGCCACACAAUCCAGUGAAAUAAGCACAGUCGAAAUUGGAUCUACACACAUUGGUGAGAACACCAUGCUUAUUUAUGAUAUCACACAACAGUAACACACAAGUGUGAUCAAUUUAAAGAUAUAUGAUUGGCUGCUUCUAGGUGAUGACCCGGUUCCCACAGCCAUACCAUCCAGUGAAAUGGGCACAAUCGAAAUUGAUUGCUCUAUGAUGUGUAAAUUAUUCUGAAACGGAUUGCUUUGAGAUUAGUUUAGUUGGAAAAUAUGUUUAAAUUUACUUUAAACCUGGAUUUUCAGAAUAUGUUAAAAAUAGAACACUACAUCUGUUGUUCAAGAAAAGAUGAUUAAAUUUAUUUUAAACCUGG